GGUGUCAUCAAAUGUGCUCUAACCUCGAAAAGAAGCAGUGAUCUGAUCUGAUGCAAUUCGCCUGGUUCUUAUAGGAAAGGAAUUAAAAGGAUAAAAAUGCCGACGAUUGGUGUUAAGAGGGACGUGCUGUUCAAAUCCUUGGGCAAAACAUACACUGAUGAUGAGUUCCAAAUGUUAUGCUUCGAGUUCGGAUUGGAACUGGACGAAGUCACUACAGAGAAACAGAUGAUCAGCAAAGAGCAGGGGGAUGAUGCUGAAACUUUGAAAGGCGCUUCAGAGGAUGUUAUUUAUAGAAUUGACAUUCCAGCAAAUAGAUAUGAUUUGCUGUGCCUUGAGGGACUCACCAUGGGUCUCUUGGUUUUCCAAAGAAAAAUGGAAAUCCCAAAUUUUAAGGCAAUUAAGCCAGCAGAAGGAUGCGUGCAGCGAUUGAUCAUAAAACCGGACACGGCGAAGAUCCGACCAUUCGCUGUGGCUGCAAUUCUCAGGAACAUGUACUUCACGCAGGAUUCGUACAACAGUUUCAUAGAUCUGCAGGAUAAGCUCCACCAGAAUAUAUGCAGGAAGCGCUCUCUAGUCGCCAUCGGAACGCACGACUUGGACACGAUCGAAGGUCCUUUCGUCUACGAUGCGAAACCACCGAGCGACAUCAAAUUCAUGCCACUGAAUCAGACCAAAGAAUUUACCGCCGUCGAACUCAUGGAUCACUAUUCAACGCAUCCGCAGCUGAAGCAAUAUUUGCAUAUAAUCAAAGACAGUCCGGUGUAUCCGGUUAUCAGUGAUAACAAGGGAAGGAUUUUAUCCAUGCCGCCCAUUAUCAACGGAGACCAUUCGAAGAUCAGUUUGAACACUAAGAAUGUUUUCAUCGAAUGCACCGCAACUGAUUUGACGAAGGCCAAGGUCGUUCUGGAUACGAUCGUGUGCAUGUUCAGCCAGUACUGCACCGACAAAUACAGCGUGGAAUAUUGCGAAGUCGAGUAUCCCGAUGGUAACGUUCGAUUGUGCCCGGAUUUGGAAUACAGGGAGGAAGUUGUUAAAGUCGAUGAAGUCAAUAAAUCAAUUGGAAUCAGUAAACCUGGUAAGGAUUUGGCCGAUCUCCUGUCGAAGAUGUGUUUGCAGUCCGAGUUAUUGGAGGGUAAGGAGGACAUCAAAGUUGUGGUACCACCCACCAGGCAUGACGUGAUUCACGCGUGCGACAUCAUCGAAGAUGUUGCCAUCGCUUACGGCUACAACAACAUCGUCAGGACUCUGCCGUCCACGAACACCAUCGGCCAACAAUACCCGAUUAACAAGUUAUCCGAUCUGCUGCGCCAUCCAAUUGCGGAGGCUGGAUUCACAGAGGCUUUAACUUUCUCUUUGUGCUCCAAGGAUGAUAUCUCGAGCAAGAUCGGAAAGAAAAUCGAAGAUGUUCCGGCCGUGCACAUCUCCAACCCGAAGACGUUGGAGUUCCAGGUCUGUCGGACGACCCUUCUUCCCGGUUUACUGAAAACCAUCGCCGCCAAUAAGAAUAUGCCGCUGCCGGUCAAGGUUUUCGAAAUCUCCGACGUCGUCCUGAAGGAUGAGAAUACCGAGGUUGGUGCUAGAAACGAAAGGAGGAUUUGUGCGGUCAACUGCAAUCGCACCGCCGGUUUCGAGAUUGUCCAUGGUUUGCUGGAUAGGAUUAUGGUCCUCUUGGAAGUUCCAUGGAAUGCGAAGGGCAAAGGAUCGUAUGGUUACUACUUGAGGGCAGCCGAAGAUUGCGGAUAUUUCCCUGGAAGAUGCGCCGAGAUCGUCGCCAACGGUCAGGUCAUCGGCAAGAUCGGUGUCUUGCAUCCCGAAGUUCUUGUAAAGUUCGAGCUGAGCAAGCCUUGCGCCUGCUUCGAGAUCAACAUCGAACCAUUCCUGUAACUCGCGAACGCUUAAACCAAUGUUAACUUAAAUUUAUAUUAAAAAAAA
This is a messenger RNA of Nicrophorus vespilloides, 1932 nucleotides long. It is a transcript of the gene beta-PheRS, whose product is annotated as phenylalanine--tRNA ligase beta subunit. The record is from RefSeq and is a predicted model, not a curated record. The transcript is spliced from 9 exons. Lineage: Eukaryota; Metazoa; Arthropoda; Insecta; Coleoptera; Silphidae. The coding region runs from base 97 to 1884 and encodes 595 amino acids. Gene Ontology annotation, cellular component: phenylalanine-tRNA ligase complex; cytoplasm. Gene Ontology annotation, biological process: phenylalanyl-tRNA aminoacylation. Gene Ontology annotation, molecular function: phenylalanine-tRNA ligase activity; magnesium ion binding; ATP binding.